AUGGCGCUACCUAAAGACAAACCAACGCUCCAGUCAUCAAGUAGCGGCAACUGGACAAGACCAGACAAUGUUUUCUGUACCUCUCACACUUUACAUUCGUUCACGUUAUGCGACACAGCUCCGAGACGCCGCCCGCCAUGCACUGAUCACGUUCCAAUUUACAGUAUAUUAGACCUCAACAUCCCGCAAGCAACUACAUCGAUCAAUCCUAACUACAGAGACGUGGACUGGGACGAAUUCCGUGGAGCGCUAACCAGGAACCUCGCAGACAUACCACCACCAAUCAUUAUAACGUCCGAAGAACAAUUCCAACUAGCGGCCGCCAACCUCAAUAGCGCAAUCAAGCGCACCAUGGAGGAAAAAGUUCCAAAGACCAAACCCAGCCCCCAUGCCAAAAGAUGGUGGACGAAGGAGCUGACGCAAAUGCUAAAACAAAAGAACGAGUCAAGUGGUCAAUCUUACAAGUAUAGAGCGCUACCUGAGCACCACAUUCACGAAGAACAUCGACAGUACCACAAU
This is a messenger RNA of Suillus clintonianus, 519 nucleotides long. RefSeq lists its product as uncharacterized. The transcript has a single exon. NCBI's taxonomy places the organism in Eukaryota, Fungi, Basidiomycota, Agaricomycetes, Boletales, Suillaceae. The record is from RefSeq and is a predicted model, not a curated record. The annotation marks the transcript as partial.